Molecule: messenger RNA, 997 nt
Organism: Polistes canadensis
Lineage: Eukaryota; Metazoa; Arthropoda; Insecta; Hymenoptera; Vespidae
Exons: 6
Coding region: 125-739 (204 amino acids)
Source: RefSeq, a predicted model, not a curated record
ACUGUUGGUUGAUAUCCAGGACCUUCAGCCCCGCCCAUGUGAUUUAAACUGCGACCUUUUCGGUGACGACCCGACGACCCUGUCGCACAUUCAGGAAGUUACUCCCUCAAAGGGAGUAAGAGCUAUGAACAAAUCUUGGGAUCGAAUAUAUCAAACAUUCGUCAUUUCGUUCGUUCUCGCAUCGAUCGAUGCUAUGGAAAGAAAUAUCACGGAAAUCGCAAGACGUCACGUAAGGAGUCUUUCCUAUCCGGAAGAAAGCGAGAUGGGGAUAUUCUUUGCCCUUGCAAUACCAUUGGACGAUCCAAUUACAACUUACUCGAUGUCGGUUGCAUUUUUCUUCGAAGCAAAUUAUAAGUUGCCGACCAAGGAAGACACAAACUUAUUAGACGUCAAAGAGGAAGAAAAUAAAAAUGAAAGAGAAAGAAGGAGCAUAGAUCGUAGCACGGUUUAUUCCAUGCUCGAAUCGAAAUUUAAAUCGAUCGGCUAUCCAGCUCGACAGUGCCUCCUCAGAUCUAUAUGCGAAACCACGAAACUGGCCUGGAAGCUCAAUGCUGGUGUCCUUGGAGAUAUCCUACGAAUCCUGUUCACACCAUCUUCAUCGCGUUUAGAAGUCGAUCUUCACGGGGAAUACGUCGAUGCUGAGAAAGUCGAUAGUAGCAGGGAAUGUUCGGAAAUUUAUUCUACCUGCAAGAGCCACUUUCGCGUUACGUGCGCCAACGUAAUUCCAUUAUGUAGAUAAAAUCAGCUUGUUUACUUGUCGGAGAGGGAGCCAGUUUUCUUCUACCUCCUCUUGUUCGUGGCGAGUGUGUCUUCUAGCUCGGCCAUUCUCGUAUCCUUGCACUAAGGAUGAGAAAGUCUAAUCAAGUUGAAAACGAGCGUAAGAAGGAAUGAUCGUUUUACGGUUUCCUCUUGUUACCAAUGCUAUUAAUAAGAAGGAUCGUCGAGUAAUGCAAUGAAAAGAUAUUAAAUAAUUUCUAACUAAUAACUAUAAUAAUAU